Eublepharis macularius is the source of this 993-nucleotide messenger RNA. Its product is annotated as olfactory receptor 2G3-like. Bases 1 to 993 code for a protein of 330 amino acids. NCBI's taxonomy places the organism in Eukaryota, Metazoa, Chordata, Lepidosauria, Squamata, Eublepharidae. Gene Ontology annotation, cellular component: membrane. The transcript is spliced from 2 exons. Gene Ontology annotation, biological process: G protein-coupled receptor signaling pathway. The record is from RefSeq and is a predicted model, not a curated record. Gene Ontology annotation, molecular function: olfactory receptor activity; G protein-coupled receptor activity.
AUGAGGGAUUUUGAGGAACCUCUGGGAGGAGAGCCAAGACAGGAGCCCUGGGUAGGAAAUGAGAACCUCACUUCCGUCAGAGAAUUCAUCUUGGAGGGACUCACUAACCACCGGAAGACACAGAUUUUCCUCUUCCUGAUAAUUCUCCUCAUUUACUCACUCACUGUUAUGGGGAACCUGGCAAUCAUUAUGUUGGUGCGAGCUGACUCUUCCCUCCACAACCCCAUGUACUUCUUCCUCGCAAACCUUUCAGCCCUGGAGAUCUGUUAUGUCACUUGCAGCAUGCCGCAGAUGCUGGCCCACCUUCUGUCUGGAAACGGAGCCAUCUCCUUCAACCGUUGUAUGCUGCAGAUGUACAUGACCGUUUGUCUGGGCAGCGUUGAGUGUUUUCUGCUGGGCGCCAUGGCUUAUGACCGCUACUUGGCCAUCUGCCACCCUCUGCUGUAUGUCGUUGCCAUGAGUAGGUGGCGCCAGGUGCAGCUUGCCUCUGCCUCCUGGGUGAGUGGCUUCCUUCUUACUUCAAUAAAUGUGGGCUUCAUCCUUCACCUUCCUUACUGUGGCCCCAACCGCAUCAAUCACUUCUUUUGCGACAUGCCAAUUGUGUUGAAACUUGCUUGCACUGACAUACGUGUGACAGAGCGCCAUGUUGUUCUAGUUGCUGCACUGAUAGUUGUCAUUCCCUUUUUCAUUAUCCUGACCUCUUACAUGCUCAUACUGUCUUCUGUGAUACGAAUGCGGUCAGCUGCCGGACGGCGCAAGGCCUUCUCCACAUGUGCCUCCCACUUGGUAGUGGUUAUCUUGUUCUAUGGCAUCCUUAUCUUUGUGUACCUGAUGCCCGGGUCAGACACAGCCCCUGAUCAGGACAAAAAGCUAGCUGUCUUUUACAUUGUGAUCACCCCAUUGCUCAAUCCUAUCAUUUAUACCCUACGGAACAAAGACAUCCAUGGGGCCGUGUCCAGGAUGCUGCAAAGAUGGCGCUUCAAACAUAAAUGA